AUGGCCGAGGAGCUGAGAAUCGUGGCUAACUGCCAGGCCAGGAGGCUGAAGAGCAGCAACAGCAGAGAGGAGGAAGAGGAUGUGAAGCGAGAGGAGAAUGGGCAUGAAGCGAAACGGCUCAAGGCCAGCCCAGAAGAGAGAGAGGAUGGGAAUAAAAAAUACCCAAAGAGGAAGAUUGUGCUGCUGAUGGCCUAUUCGGGGAAAGGCUAUCACGGAAUGCAGCGCAAUGUGGGGAAUUCUCAGUUCAAAACCAUUGAGGAUGACUUGGUGUCGGCCCUCAUCCAGUCUGGUUGCAUCCCGGAAAACCACGGGGAAGACAUGAAGAAAAUGUCUUUUCAGAGGUGUGCCCGGACAGACAAGGGUGUCUCCGCGGCUGGACAAAUUGUCUCUCUCAAGGUCUGGCUGAUAGAAGAUAUCUUACGAAAAAUUAACGACCACCUCCCUUCUCAUAUAAGAAUUCUAGGGCUCAAAAGGGUCACGGGAGGAUUCAACUCCAAGAACAAAUGCGAUGCCCGGACCUACUCGUACAUGCUGCCGACGUUUGCCUUCGCCCACAAAGAGCAUGAUCCUCAGGACACUGCUUACCACCUGAGCCCAGAGACUCUGGAGAUGGUCAACCGGCUUCUGGCUUGCUACAAGGGGACGCACAACUUCCACAACUUCACUUCUCAGAAGGGCCCCAAAGACCCCAGCGCCAAGCGCUAUAUCAUGGAGAUGUACUGCGAGGAGCCCUUUGUGAGGGACGGCAUGGAGCUGGCCGUCAUCAAGGUAAAGGGCCAGAGUUUCAUGAUGCACCAGAUCCGGAAGAUGAUCGGCCUGGUGAUCGCCAUCGUGAAGGGCUACGCCCCGGAGUCUAUCCUGGAGCAGAGCUGGGGAGAGGAGAAAGUGGACGUCCCCAAAGCGCCAGGCUUGGGCCUGGUGUUGGAGCGGGUCCACUUUGAAAAGUACAAUCGGCGGUUUGGCAAUGACGGCCUCCACGAAGCCCUGGAGUGGGCCGACGAGGAAGAGAAGAUUACCGCUUUCAAAGAGCAGUAUAUCUACCCCACGAUUGUCAAUACGGAGAAGGAAGAGAAGUCCAUGGAGAACUGGUUGGAAACGCUCUCCAUCCACGACUUCAACUCCACUGCUUCUAGGACACGGGCGGACAACCAAGACACAAAGAACAGCGAUCCUGAAGGGAGCGAUGGAUGCGGAGAUGACUCGGACUGA
This is a messenger RNA of Euleptes europaea (tarantolino), 1209 nucleotides long. RefSeq names its product pseudouridine synthase 1 (gene PUS1). Gene Ontology annotation, molecular function: RNA binding; pseudouridine synthase activity. The coding region runs from base 1 to 1209 and encodes 402 amino acids. NCBI's taxonomy places the organism in Eukaryota, Metazoa, Chordata, Lepidosauria, Squamata, Sphaerodactylidae. The transcript is spliced from 5 exons. Gene Ontology annotation, biological process: mRNA pseudouridine synthesis; tRNA pseudouridine synthesis. Gene Ontology annotation, cellular component: nucleus. The record is from RefSeq and is a predicted model, not a curated record.